Aphanomyces astaci is the source of this 963-nucleotide messenger RNA. RefSeq lists its product as hypothetical. The transcript is spliced from 3 exons. The record is from RefSeq and is a predicted model, not a curated record. The coding region runs from base 1 to 963 and encodes 320 amino acids. NCBI's taxonomy places the organism in Eukaryota, Oomycota, Saprolegniomycetes, Saprolegniales, Verrucalvaceae.
AUGUGUACUGUACAUUGGCUUGCUCGUGUCCUCGUCGUCGCGUCCUACUCGCUCUCCAUCUGCGUCUUCGGUUACCUCUCACUUCGGCAACACCCAUUCCUCCUUAUCGCCGCGGGUCUGUUCAUUUGGAUUGUCGCCCAGAGUCUUGCAAGGCCCCCUCGGCAGUUUUCCCCUUCUCCACGCCCCGCCCCAGAAGCGAACGCUUUGGCUGGGCUGGGUGCGCCAUUUCGGCCGGCUCGGCCAUUGGGUGCUCGUUGGGGUCCGUCACUGCCCAAAGUGUGGGGGGACGUCGGCUUUUACAUCCUCGGGGGGGCGGUGGUGCCGUUGGCGUACCUGAGUUUCCGAUGGAUUCCGUCUGGCCCAUGCGUCGGGUACGACCCCUCGACCGCCACGGCGGAAAUGCUCAUGCCUUGCUUGAACAACCGAAACACCAACAUCAUCAACGUCACUGCCGAUGUGGACCACCAACAUACCGCCAUUGUCAGUACGCUGAUCAGCGAAGCGAUGGUGAUUCUAUCCACGCUGAUGUUCUUGACGUCGAGCAUUGGCUUUGCCGUGUACGUGUUUACGCUCGCCGACGGGGGCGUUCGGGCCCGGCAUUCUCAUCGGCACGGGCGUGUUGGACGAGCAAUUGACUGCCGCGUGCACUGUCAGUGCCGAGGCCGGGGCAACGCAGCCGAUUACCAGCUGUUUAUCGCGACUCGUCAAAUGUUCUGGCUGGUCGCGGUCGGCACUUCCAUGGCGUUUCUGUCAUGGAUGCUUCUGUACGUACCGGUGGCAUGCCUGGGCUGCUUGUUCCUGUCGUUGUUGCUGCUGUUUAUGACCCAAUCCUCCCAAUCAGUGUCAAUUUUGCGCAGAGUCAUUGACCCCCAAGGUCGCGAAAGCCUCAAUCUGCAAUGUGUCGUUGACGGCAAAGAUGGCCUGCAACGAGUGCUAGCGUUUGCGAUCCUGUGGCUGGGGUAG